This is a messenger RNA of Pieris macdunnoughi, 423 nucleotides long. Lineage: Eukaryota; Metazoa; Arthropoda; Insecta; Lepidoptera; Pieridae. The record is from the annotation of a GenBank genome assembly.
AUGACGAGUAAACGAAAGCGUGAUUGCGAAAAUGAUUCCGAAAGGCUAGCGAAAAGGCAGCGGCGCCGCAAGCGAUCCCGCAGUGAACCACUAAUUAGCGACCCGCAAACAGCUGAAAAGCGGCAGGCUUUGAAGCGCCUUUUUGGUCGGAUAUGUUCAGUGGAGAUGGAAAACGAUCAUGUUUCGGACGAGUCGGGUGAUGAGUACAACUUCGAUGACCGCGAAGUCUUCGGUGACGAGAACGAGGAUCCACUGCUUGAUUCCGUGCCCGUGAACAUGGACCCGGAGCAGCUUGGGUUCCUAGUGUGCGCUCAGGAGACGCUGCGGUUCCUCCACGGGCGAGGGAUCCCAACUGAACAUCCAGUGUUCGCCCGGCUGCGCUCGCGUCUUCUUCGUGGAAUCGGUGAAAUGGCUGUUGCCUGA